AUGUUUGCGACGUUCGGGUGCAAAGUGUUGAAAUCCGGCUGCUUUCUUCACCUUCGCCUCAUAGUGAGGCCAAGGAGGACCCGGCCUACAACCCGCUUUCGGACUGCAGUGCCAGCCGCUUGCGACGCCCGUUCGGUCCGAACCGUAAGUGUUGCUGGGAAAUCAGACGAAGCACAGCGCUCGAAUAAAAUCGUACUUGAUUAUGUUCACGUUCCACCGAAGAUCGAUCGGGUAAACGAAGCCAACUUGCCGCCGAUCAUAUUUUUGCAUGGAUUGCUCGCUAGCUGGAGAACGUACCGUUCUGUCUUGCAACGGCCUGAUCUCGCACCUGAUCGCAGCAUCUAUGCACUUGACCUCCGAAAUCAUGGAUCGAGUCCGCACAGCGAGGAAAUGAGCUACGAUUCAAUGAUCGGCGAUUUGUUAGCUUUUAUGACGACCCAGAACAUUUCGCGCGCCUGUCUGAUGGGACACAGUAUGGGCGGCAAGCUGGCGAUGGCCGCUGCGCUUGCGCAUCCUCAUGUCGUGUCAGAGCUCAUUGUUAUGGAUGCAGCACCUGUUGUCUAUAAGGACCACUCUUGGCAAAUGGCGGAAGUCUCCGAGGACUCGCCCCAGGCUGUCGUUCAGGCUAUUGCGAAACUAAAUCCGAUCCCAGCCCAUAUGCGAACGCGACGGGAUCUGGAGGAGGCACUUCGCAACCUGGGAAUUCGCAGCCACGACGUACGACAGUUUGCGCUGACCAACCUGGUUCGAAGAGGCAACGUGGACCAAGAAAUGGCUUGGCGAGUGAAUAUUUCCGCAAUUGCGCGGAACAUGGCAGAGAUCAUGGGUCUUCCCAAGUGGAUGCAGGAGGCGAGCAGGCAACCCACAGACACUGCGGGCCAUUCCUUCACCCAAAAGGAUGCAGAAACUAAGCAUGCAGUUGUAUACCGCGGCCCAACGUUAUUUAUUCGCGGUUCGCGUAGCGCUUAUGUCCAAGAUGCACACUGGCCUGUCAUUCGCCGUCUCUUUCCCAACGCAUCGCUCGUAACAAUCGAUGGCGCGGGCCACUGGUUACAGAGCGAGAAACCAGACGAAUUCACCCGAAUUGUGAACGCGUUUCUGAAUCGCAGCACGACCUCUGUACGUGCUUCGGAGUCUCCUGCACAUGAGCCAGUCUACUGA
This is a messenger RNA of Cyanidioschyzon merolae strain 10D, 1161 nucleotides long. RefSeq lists its product with no specific name. Bases 1 to 1161 code for a protein of 386 amino acids. The transcript has a single exon. Lineage: Eukaryota; Rhodophyta; Bangiophyceae; Cyanidiales; Cyanidiaceae. The record is from RefSeq and is a predicted model, not a curated record.